AUGGCAGCGCCUCCACCGGCUCUCCUAAAUGGGCCGAGCAACCAACUCAUCGACAGGAUAGCUCAACGUGAAGCGGCUCGCGACCGCUGGUUCGACCGCGACCUUGCGAGGACAGCAACGCUCACUACGAGAGCACCAGGUCCGCCAUGGGCUGCAGCACCAGCUUUUGCUGGAGUCGCACUACCACAAAUCUACGCGCCACCAGUUCCAGGCUGGAUGGCAGCGGCUACUGCAGCAGGUCGUGUCGGGUACCCGCGUAACUGCAACGACCGUGUGAACCACGCUGGAGUUCCCGGCGCACCAGACUGCGCAAGUGAGUGGAACCCGGGUGCCCUCGGUCUGCCUGCAGUUGGCCUAGGCAUCCGAUGGUUCCGCCGUACAACAUGUCGAAAUCAUGCCGCCGCUCACGGCCUUGGAUUCUGGCAAUGCCGCUACUGCAGUGACCACACCAAGCAGAUGCAGUGGCAUCUCGACAUCGAGGAUAGGAUAGAAAGUGCGCCGCAAUUCAUCUUCUCCGACGCCAAUGUGCGAGCUGGAGUUGCGCCUGUCGUGCCUGAGCCGAUUCGUAAUACUAUCAACGCAGCGGGGGCCUUGGUACCUGGCACGGCUACUACGGUGUGGAGAACUCGACUCUGUAUCGACUGCGAAUUUGUGGAGAAGCUGCUCUGUGCGGAUCGAGCUAACUAUGCUAUCGAGGCGGAUGAGCUGCAGUUACCAGGAUACAUGUUCAUGCGUGAUCAUUGUCCAGGACAAAACAAUCAGCAGCUCGGCUUCCCAUAUAGCACCUGCGUCUGCUUUGGCGACCUUGACGGCCCGUACAACAAGUCGAACUCAAAACGACGAGUGGCUUCGAAACAUGACAAUGCGCAAUGGGGCCAUAGUCCGCGCUUCGCAAGCAUUGGUCCACAAGAGAGCGGCACGCGGGAGCUUUAG
Messenger RNA from Recurvomyces mirabilis, 933 nucleotides. RefSeq lists its product as uncharacterized. The record is from RefSeq and is a predicted model, not a curated record. The coding region runs from base 1 to 933 and encodes 310 amino acids. The transcript is spliced from 2 exons. NCBI's taxonomy places the organism in Eukaryota, Fungi, Ascomycota, Dothideomycetes, Mycosphaerellales, Teratosphaeriaceae.